Molecule: messenger RNA, 960 nt
Organism: Carya illinoinensis
Lineage: Eukaryota; Viridiplantae; Streptophyta; Magnoliopsida; Fagales; Juglandaceae
Exons: 1
Coding region: 1-960 (319 amino acids)
Source: RefSeq, a predicted model, not a curated record
AUGGCAGAUGGUUGGACAAAUCAGAGGCAACAACCAAUAAUUAAGUUUUUGGUUUAUUGCCCAAAAGGUACAAUGUUUUUGAAGUUUAUUGAUACAUCGGGCCUUAGAAAAGAUGCUGAAACAUUAUUUAAAAUUUUUGAUGAAGUUGUUCAAGAAGUUGGGGUGGAGAAUAUUGUGCAAUUCAUAACAGACAAUGAUGCGAGUUAUAAGGCUGCAGGAAAAAAGUUACAGCGAAAGUAUGGCUCUUUCUUUUGGUCCCCUUAUGCAGCUCAUUGUAUAGAUUUGAUGUUAGAGAAUUUUUGUGAUCCCAGACAUUUUCCUAUUAUUAAUGAAACUAUAAUGAAGGCAAGGAAGAUAACGAAAUUCAUUUAUAACCAUACUUGGGUUUUGGCUUUGAUGAGAAAGGACUUCACCAAAGGUCAUGAUUUAUGUCGCCCUGCAGUCACAAGGUUUGCUACAAAUUUUUUAAGUAUCCAAUGCUUACUGUUGUUUAAGAAAGAGCUUCGACAAAUGUUCACUUGUGAUAAGUGGAUUGUAUCAAGUUAUUCUAAAAGCAACAUAGGGAAGGAGAUAGCUGAGAUUGUUCUAGAAGAUAGAGAGUUUUGGGCUCAAUGUCAGUUUAUUGUAACAAUCAGCGAGCCUUUGGUUCGAGUACUACGACUUGUCGAUGGGGAUGAGAAGCCUGCAAUGGGAUACUUGUAUAAUGCAAUGGAGAAAGCCAAAGAGAAUAUAAAAGCAAGAUUAAAGAACAAAGUUUCUGCAUUUAUGCCAUUCAUCAGGGUCAUUGAUGCUAGGUGGGAUAAGCAGCUUCAUAGUCCAUUACAUGCAGCAGGUUGUCUUCUUAAUCCUGGAAUUUACUUUAACCCUUGCUUUAAAAGUAAAAAUAAUGUUUCUAGAGGGUUUAUGACUUGCGUUGUAAAGAUGGAACCUGAUAUUGAUAAGCAAGAUGAGAUCAUUUAA